AUGGCUCCCUUGGACUCCAGACAGUUGCUGCUCGCCUCGAUGAGCGGCCAGAUGAUGUGCCUCCCAGACCUUUGGCCGUACUUCUGUCAUUGGCCCACCGGUGUGAACCCAGGACUCGAUCGUUUGCGGAAAGACGAAAGUGAUUGGCUUGACGCAAACAUCCCUUCACCAAGGCUCAGAGCAGCAUUCAAGAAGGCCGACUUCAGUCUGUUGGGUUCUGCAAGCUCUCCCUGGGCAUCCUAUGAACGGCUUAGGAUUUCCUCGCUGCUGAUUGUCUGGACCUUCGUGGUUGAUGACGAGCUUGACAUGGAGGACUCAUCCAUGGUGGAUGAUCUUGAGGCCUCCAACAGAUACCGCCAUGAGCUUAUUGAGCUUGUGCGCGAUCGCCUUGGGCUCUCCGUACCUAACGCAGAGGACACUGCAGGCACAGUAUACGCCAGCCGCCUGGCCAAUGACACAGGUUACAGCCAUAUCAUCGAGAGCUUCAAUGAGAUCGGCGAUGCAAUCCGGAAGGAAUACAACAUCGAGCAACGGCAACGGCUGUUCGACAACAUCAAGUUCUAUCUGGACAUGACCAAAGAGGAGCAAUGCUCCAGAUUGAGCGGUGGUGUCCCUAGCCCUGAGGAGUACUGGACAUUCCGUGAUGGCGCCAGUGCUGUGGAACCAUGCCUUUCCAUGAUCGAGUACCUUGCGAAAUCAAAGGGACUCCCACGCCAAGUGUUCGAUGAUCCUGACAUGAAGAAGCUGUGGACUCUGACCAACAUCAAUGUGUCUUGCGUCAAUGAUAUUUUCUCAGUCAAGAAGGAACUGGCCGGCUUGUCGAUUGCGAAUACUAUUCCAAUCUUUUACGCAGAUGCUUCAGAAAGCAGGGAUCCCCUCGGAGCCGCGACCCAACGCGCGGUAGCUCUGAUCAUCGAUACCAUCGCCGGGAUUGAUGACUUGGGCGACAAGCUCAUGCUUCGAUACGGCACGGAAGAUCCAGAUGACCAGUUGACAAAUGACUUGCAAACCAUGAUCAAUGGUUGCAAGGCCUGGUGUACGGGAAAUCUGCACUGGAGCUAUGAGACAAGACGGUAUGGAAAGCUAGGCGAGAAGCGAAACAAGGACGGAAGCCUUUUCAUUCAGUUGUGA
Molecule: messenger RNA, 1131 nt
Organism: Diplodia corticola
Lineage: Eukaryota; Fungi; Ascomycota; Dothideomycetes; Botryosphaeriales; Botryosphaeriaceae
Product: terpene synthase
Exons: 9
Coding region: 1-1131 (376 amino acids)
Source: RefSeq, a predicted model, not a curated record